Radiomyces spectabilis is the source of this 264-nucleotide messenger RNA. RefSeq lists its product as uncharacterized. The transcript has a single exon. Lineage: Eukaryota; Fungi; Mucoromycota; Mucoromycetes; Mucorales; Radiomycetaceae. The record is from RefSeq and is a predicted model, not a curated record. The coding region runs from base 1 to 264 and encodes 87 amino acids.
AUGCUUUGUAUCUGUGUAACUGCACAGGGCUCUGGCUACAUUACAAAAAUUGAUGAUGGUGGCAUGAAUUCUAUAAUCUAUUAUCGAAUUCUAGAGGAGGCUCUGGCCAAGAUAUUAUCGCGUUAUUUCUCAUUUUCUCUCGUGUGGAUCAAGCUCAUCUCCAAACCCAUACUGCACACACAGCCUGUUAUUAGUUUAUCCGUCAUCUAUUCGCUCCAUUCACCAGUAUAUAUAAAAAAAAUAAUAAUCUGUAUCGAUCAUUAG